AUGAAAAGCCACCGUGACAAUAAACACAUAAGUUUUGCAGUUGUAAAAUUUGUGGUGUCCUUUUUGUUAAUCAACAUCUGUGCUAUUAGUGUAAGAAAAAAUGUAAAAAACAGUAGAUUCAUCAUGCACCAAAAUGACGAAAGUGACAUAGCGAUGGGAAAAGUAGUUCCCUACUUUUCGGAGGAGACAACCAUAUUCGAUAAUUUUAUCGUCAAAAACGUAAGCCAUGAGGACAAUAUCUGUAUAAACUCAAUUCGAAAUAAUAAAAACUUAAACCUACCCAUGGAACAUAUGUUAAAUCUAGAAAAUCAGACGCACGCGAUAAAAGUGGGCAACAAGAGAAACAUUUAUGGCUACACAAAUAAUCUGCUACGAGAUGGGAACUAUCAACUGUCUAACAUCGCAUUAACAUUUAAGGUACCCAUAAAUCACGAAAUGUGCGAAUUUUAUUCCUUUAAUAAGUAUAUUCUUCAUGUUAACUAUUUGAAGAGGGUAAGUUUUGAAGAAAUCGAAACCAAGUUACAAAAAGGCGUUUUUGUAUUAAUAAAAUUACCUGAUGGUUACGACUUAAAUAAAUCCGUUGCUGAAUUUACGGGGGAUAAAUAUUCUAUGUCGAAAGGCACACUAGAAAAUGACUACAUAAAAAUUGAUAUCUCCAAUGCCAUCCAGUAUCACAUAUGUCAAAAAGAAAACCACAACAAGGAUAGCAAUUCGAAUGAGGCCAAUCAGAGUGACAAUGUGGAUAGCUACGUUCAUGGGAAGAGCGUCGAAUUUGUUCUUUUUACUUCUCACGAGUUGAGUGACAUUAUUUUGUUUUCACCAGAAAUAAAGGAUCCGCAGUUUCUGCAUAAUUAUAAAAAUAUGAGGAAUAUUUUGAAGCUUAAGAAAAAGCUAAAAGAGAAGCACUUCAAGUGGGAGGACUGGUCUCCAUGCUACAGCGUGUGCAGCGACGAAUUUUCAUACAGAUGCAGGCGGAAUAAAUGCCUGGAGGAAGAUGCAGACUUUUGCGAUAGGUAUUUUAACCUCAGAUUUCAGAAAUGUCAAUCGGCUGCUUGCCAAGUGUUGUUAAAAGAAAAAAUUAAUGAAGUCCCAAAGGAAGCUGUCCAGGAAGGUGAACAGAAAGAUAACAAAGCUGAGGAAGUAAAAGAUCAAAAUGUUGAUGUGGUUGCUGAUGCGGGUGCUGAUGCGGUUCCUGGUGCCGGUACUGAUACCGCCACCUUAGCUGCUAAUGCUGCGUCGAACGAAGCAGAAAACACACAGUUAGAAGUGGAGAGACAUGCAGCGGAAGAGGAUGAAUAUUUAGACGCACUCAAGUUCAGGCGACGAAAGGAAAAGAAAGUGAACUUCUUUAUGUGGAUAAUAAAUAAUAAAAAAAUGGCCCUCGGGUUAGUAUUAUUUUUACUGGGAGCUAUAAUUUUCGGAUGCAUAUAUUGCUAUGUAAGCUCCAGUCUAGGUUUUCAUAAUGAUGAAGAAUAUUGUGUGUCAAAGUACAGAGCUCAGGCGGUCAAUUAAAACUUUUUUUUAAUUUUUUUUUUU
Molecule: messenger RNA, 1536 nt
Organism: Plasmodium cynomolgi strain B
Lineage: Eukaryota; Apicomplexa; Aconoidasida; Haemosporida; Plasmodiidae
Exons: 5
Coding region: 1-1512 (503 amino acids)
Source: RefSeq, a predicted model, not a curated record